Molecule: messenger RNA, 957 nt
Organism: Penicillium griseofulvum
Lineage: Eukaryota; Fungi; Ascomycota; Eurotiomycetes; Eurotiales; Aspergillaceae
Exons: 1
Coding region: 1-957 (318 amino acids)
Source: RefSeq, a predicted model, not a curated record
AUGUGUCUACUCAUGCGACCUUCCACUAUGAAAAUUCCUACACGAGCAGACAAAAACCGUGUUACCAAGCGCAAAUGUGCGCCGAAGAAAAACUGGACAGAAGCUGUCAAGGAAAAGAUUGUACAGUUCCUCACUGGAAAAGAGCUCUGUGGUCUAUUUGCUAAUAAAGCCAAGUCCUCGCAAAACGUCGCUCUACAGGAAGCCCUCGAAUGCACCCAAUGCAGAGAUCUGCAUAUUAUUCCAUACAUGAUGAAUUCAGACAUUGCUGCGGGCUCGUACAUCACAUCAGAAUACCCACCUUUCUUCAUCAGCAAAAACAUAUCAGACGAAUACGUCUCUCCUUUCGACACAGACAUUGCGGCCCACCAAAAUAGCAACGUCACAUUUUGGGAUGAUAUUACUCCUUCCCAACAACAACAUUACUACAGCAAGAUUGAUGCCAUUCUCAAGAAGGCUGAGACUGAGAUAGGCAAGACGGCAGACGAAGCUGCCGUUCUUUUUGCCCACUACCAGGUGGACUUCCACAUCCGCCAACACUACCUCGCUCCUCGAAGUUUCCUGAAUCUAUGCCGCUCUAAGGAUGAUAUCAGGGGGCUGAACCGCUGGCAGUGGGAGACCGCCAUCUCAGAUGAGACAGCAUAUGCAGAAGUCCCCGACUGGGGUGUGGGAUGGGUGCAUGAGCCGAGCAAUUCUAUCGGCCACCAGAUUACAGUAUGGCGGACGGGAAAAACAAGUCGAGAGAAGCACCUUGCAGAAGUGAGGGCCCGGUGGGCAGAGAUCAUGGACGAGAGAAAAGAACAGAGGAUGCGGACAGUCAAAAUUUCGUUGAAGGGCGUGCAUGUUCGGACUUACAAGUAUGAGCCAUGUCAACCGCGUCUGUCAGAGAAGGAGAUUGUGCGUAUUGCAAGGAAACAAGGUGCACAGUAUGAAGCCUGUCUGGAUGCUAUUGCUAUGUGA